Messenger RNA from Komagataella phaffii GS115, 600 nucleotides. Its product is annotated as 60S ribosomal protein L16. NCBI's taxonomy places the organism in Eukaryota, Fungi, Ascomycota, Pichiomycetes, Pichiales, Pichiaceae. Gene Ontology annotation, cellular component: ribosome; cytosolic large ribosomal subunit. Bases 1 to 600 code for a protein of 199 amino acids. Gene Ontology annotation, biological process: translation; negative regulation of translation. The transcript has a single exon. The record is from RefSeq and is a predicted model, not a curated record. Gene Ontology annotation, molecular function: structural constituent of ribosome; mRNA binding.
AUGAGCAGUUUCGAAUCAGUUGUGAUUGACGGUAAGGGACACUUGUUGGGUCGUCUUGCUGCAGUCGUUGCCAAACAGCUUUUAAACGGCCACAAGGUCACCGUUGUCAGAUGCGAGGAACUCAACAUCUCCGGAGACUUCUUCAGAAACAAGCUCAGAUACCACGACUACUUGAGAAAGGGUACUAGAUUCAACAAGAACCGUGGUCCAUUCCACUUCAGAGCCCCUUCCAGAAUCUUGUACAAGGCUAUCCGUGGUAUGAUUCCUCACAAGACCGCAAGAGGUAAGGCUGCCAUGAACAGACUGAGUGUUUACGAGGGUAUUCCAGCUCCUUUCGACAAGAGAAAGAAGGUUGUUGUUCCUAAGGCUCUGAGAGUUCUGAGAUUGAAGCCAGGUAGAAAAUUCACCACUGUCGGAAAGUUGUCUACUUCCGUCGGUUGGAAAUACGAGUCUGUUGUUGAGAAGUUGGAGGAGAAGAGAAAGGCUGAGGAAGCUGAGUACCAGGAGAAGAAGAGAGCUUACACCCAGAGAUUAGACGCAGCUAGUGCCGAGUUUGCCCAAACCGAGGAGGGAAAGCAGUUGGCUGCCUUUGGUUACUAA